This is a messenger RNA of Trematomus bernacchii (emerald rockcod), 2924 nucleotides long. Its product is annotated as furin-like protease kpc-1. Gene Ontology annotation, biological process: peptide hormone processing. The coding region runs from base 101 to 2467 and encodes 788 amino acids. Lineage: Eukaryota; Metazoa; Chordata; Actinopteri; Perciformes; Nototheniidae. The record is from RefSeq and is a predicted model, not a curated record. Gene Ontology annotation, molecular function: serine-type endopeptidase activity. Gene Ontology annotation, cellular component: Golgi membrane; trans-Golgi network. The transcript is spliced from 20 exons.
UGCGUUGUCUAGCUCGGGGCCCCCCCGAUGCCAGAGUUCUAGCUUUCAUCGCACUGGGUGAAAGAUUUCUCCUGGACGCUUCACUCCGGCUACAGGCUCCAUGUUCAGUGCAGUUGUGCUGGUGCUUGUCUGCCUGAUGCAGAUGAAGCUAGUGACCACAGAGGGGCAUCGUGGGACCAACCGCCACGUCUUCUAUGCGGUGCAAAUGGACAGAGGCAUCAGAGCCGCCAGAGCUUUGGCUGAGCGGCACACACUGGAGUUCAUACAGCAGGUGGGCAGCCUGGAGGAUGUUUACAGCCUUAAAGACAGCAGGGGGCGCCCUGACAGAGCCGCCUUUGAGAACACACUUUCCACUGCAGUAGGGGUUCAGUGGGUGCAGAGGCAGCACAGUCAUUACAGAGACAAGCGGGUCCCUGUGAGAGGACUGGACCUCAGAACCCCUUACAGUUCCCAGAGGAGAGCAACUGACAGGCAGCCGGAGGAGAAGAAAAAGAGUGACCAGUCCCUCACCUUCAAUGACCCGCUCUGGCCCAUGCAGUGGGAACUGUUUGCACAGGGCCAGUACAGCAGUGGGUUGGACCUGAAUGUGAUGCCAGUUUGGAGCAACAACAUCACCGGAGCUGGAGUGGUGGUCAGCAUCAUAGAUGAUGGUCUGGAUCACACAAACAAGGACCUAAGGAAAAACUUUGAGGCCCUCGCCAGUUUCGACCUGGCUGCUUCACACGGUCUGUCUCAUGAUCCCAUGCCAGUUAGGGAUGAGGAGAAUAGUCAUGGUACUCGCUGUGCAGGGGAAGUUGCCAUGGAGGCCAAUAACUCCUACUGCGGUGUGGGCAUCGCCUUCAAUGCCAGGAUCGGAGGUAUCCGCUUGUUGGCCGGUUCUGUCACCGAUGCAAUGGAGGCCACAGCCCUGACCUUCAACAUGCACUUCAUCGACAUCUACGUCUGCAGCUGGGGCCCGCGGGACGACGGGGCCGAGAUGGACGGCCCCCACAGCCUGACAGCGCGGGCCCUUCGGCUAGGAACUCACGAGGGCCGGGGUGGAAAGGGCAGCGUCUUUGUGUGGGCGGCAGGUAACGGUGGGAUGCAGCGCGACCACUGCGGCGCCGACGGCUAUGUUAACUCCAUCUACACUAUAGCCAUUGGCGCUGUCACUCAAACGGGGAAGCCCGCCCACUUCGGCGAGCCCUGCCCCGGUGUGAUGGCCGUUACUCUGACAGGGGCCAGCGUGGGAAGCCCCCUACCUCUGGUCACAGUGACCAGCGUAGGGGGCGGUUGUGUCACACACUUUCCAGGAACAUCCAGCGCUGCUCCCAUCGCUGCAGGGAUCCUGGCUCUUGUGUUGGAAGUAAAUCCUGAGCUGACGUGGAGGGAUGUUCAGCAUCUGAUCGCCAACACAGCACAGAUCCCCGACCCCAAAGAACCUGGCUGGAACAUCAACGCGGCAGGAUACCAUGUUCACCAUAGGUAUGGUUUUGGAUUGUUGGAUGCAGGGCUGAUGGUGCAGCAGGGCACGCUCUUUAACACGGUUUCUCCACAGAGGAAGUGCAUCAAAGAGGUUACACUACAUCCUACCAGGAUCCUCUCUCCAGGGGGCGUGGUCAGUGUUGAUAUAGAAUCAGAUGCCUGUCGUGGGAGGAAGAAUGAGAUCAACACUGUAGAGCACGUCCAGGUGAGAGUGAGCAUUAGCGCGGUGUGUCGCGGUGACCUCUCCAUAAGCCUGGCGUCUCCAGCUGGCACUGUCUCACUGCUGUUGGACAGAAGGCCCAAUGACGCGUCCACUGCCGGCCUGAAGAACUGGACCCUGAUGACGGUGCACUGCUGGGGGGAGCAGCCACAGGGCCUCUGGACCUUUCAGGUGACUGACCACAGAGGCACAGUGUUGAGCUGCAGUCGACCGAGUGACGAAGCAUCCGGAGCUCUGCUACGUGUUACACUCAUCCUCUACGGAACCUACCACCCACACAGGGCCGUGCACGAGGGACCCCUGCAGGGUGUUGUGUCCAUGGGGUCACGUCACCCCGUCCCACACAGGGGGCUUCAACAUGGGGACCGCUACCAAACUCUGGAGCUGAUUGAAUGGAUCCACCAGAUGGAGAGAGGCAGGAAGAUACGGGCCGCUGACAUCACUCUCCCAGCCAGACACAAGAUGUUGAAGAUUUCUGGAGACUUAGCGUUGGAGGAGCAGACCCUCAAAAAGCCCCUGACGUCCAGUAAGGCUCUCCAGUUACAUCAGACAGAUGAGGCACAGAAGUCUUCCACGGGGUCACGACCUUCUGAUGUGAAGGAGCUUCAUGAGACAAAGACCAUCAUGGAGAAUUUGGAUCGAGUGAAAAGGUCCUUACCCUUACGGACUCUCCGGGAUAUCACCAACACUCUUCAGAUCCAGGAGGAGCAGCAAGACGGGGGUGGGGGGGGGGCUCAAGGCAGCCUGCGGGAAAAUGAAGAAACAAACAUGACUCACAGUUAAAUAAAGACUGUUGGAGCAAGCCAAUUGAUCAUGAAUCAAUUCCAUGUACAGCACUUUGACCGUGGCCUCAGUGUCGGCACGGAUUAUUUAUUGUGGAUUCCUAUCUUGGCUUUAAAACUCAAUCCCUCCCCAACAGAAACACACACAGACGUACAAAUCGUUCCCCAAAAAAACAAAUAGUCUCAGGAGCAGCUCUCAUGAGCUUUGGGAUGUUGCAAAGGUUAGAGAAAGAUAUGUUUGUCUUUUUCCACUUCAUUGAAGGGUGAACUCAGCUCAGCGCAAUAAGAAAUGGAUUACCCAUUCAUUAAAGGGGCUGUGUCACUCCUCAUUGAGUUGGACAAAUAGCAAAUUAAUUUCUAAGCGCCUAAUUUCUCUCUGUUCUCCGCUGAAUUUCCGAUAGCGUCGAAUUGCCGAUCACAGCAUGUGAACUCCCUCAACUUUUUAUCAAUUCAUUAAA